Phalaenopsis equestris is the source of this 2656-nucleotide messenger RNA. RefSeq names its product quinolinate synthase, chloroplastic. Gene Ontology annotation, biological process: 'de novo' NAD+ biosynthetic process from L-aspartate. The transcript has 7 exons. Lineage: Eukaryota; Viridiplantae; Streptophyta; Magnoliopsida; Asparagales; Orchidaceae. The coding region runs from base 98 to 2227 and encodes 709 amino acids. Gene Ontology annotation, cellular component: chloroplast. Gene Ontology annotation, molecular function: quinolinate synthetase A activity; 4 iron, 4 sulfur cluster binding. The record is from RefSeq and is a predicted model, not a curated record.
CUAGCGUAUUUAUAUCGCCCAUCCCCCCUAGCGCCUACGCGCCAUUUUCUCUCUUGUUCCUCUCAGGACAAACGCACAAACAAACUCUCUCUCUCUUAUGGCUACCUCCUUUCUAGCCACUAGACUGGUUCUCAACCCUAACCAUAAUUCUAUCAUUUCCAGGUCGCAGAGUCUCCGUCGCUGCCACCCUGCUCCGUUCCUAUUCCGAUGUUCCGCCGCCCCUUUCAUCUCCUCCUCCUUAGCUGCCCCCUUCAUUUCCUCCUUUUUCUCCGCCACCGAUGACCCUUCUAGCCGUCUUCGGCGACUCGCUUCAGAGUUCCGAUCUCUCCCGGUGCCAAUCGACCGUGUGAAGCUUCUCCUUUCCUACGCUUCCGAUCUCCCUCCAUUCCCCAAUGCCGAACGCGUCAAUUCCAAUCGUGUCAUGGGCUGCACCGCCCAGGUCUGGCUCUCUGCCUGGAUGGACGCCCUCGGCCGGAUGCGCUUCGCUGUUGAUAGCGAUUCAGAGAUCACCCGUGGCUAUUGCGCCUGCCUUUUGGCGGUCCUCGACGGCGCACGUCCGGAGGAAGUGCUUGCCAUACGAACUGACGAUCUUGCGGAUCUCACUCUUGGUGGAUUGGACGGUCGUGUUCGCUCGAGGAUGAAUACUUGGCACAAUGUGCUGGUUAGCAUGCAGAAGAAGACGCGGGCGUUGGUCUUCGCUGGAGAGGGUCGGCCGCCGGGCGAGCCGUUCCCGUCAUUGGUUAUUGAUUCCGAUGGGAUUCAUGCCAAGGGCAGCUAUGCUGAAGCGCAGGUCAAGUUCUUAUCUCCUGAUGAGAUGAAGAUUAGAGAACUAGUUGAUGUUCUUGCGGAAAAGAAAAUUGGUGUGGUUGCACACUUCUACAUGGAUCCAGAAGUCCAAGGCAUCCUUACAGCUGCACAGAAUCUGUGGCCUUACAUCAACAUAUCUGAUUCAUUAGUCAUGGCAGAUAGAGCUGUCAAAAUGGCAGAAGCUGGGUGCCAGUACAUUACUGUGCUUGGUGUGGACUUCAUGUCAGAAAAUGUCCGUGCAAUACUCGAUCAAGCUGGCUUUGAGAAGGUUGAAGUGUACAGGAUGUCAAGCGAGCAAAUAGGUUGCUCAUUAGCUGAUGCAGCGGCAGGUCCGAUGUACAUGCAUUAUCUUGAGACAGCAUCAAAGUCACCACCUUCUUUGCAUGUCAUUUACAUAAAUACUUCCCUGGAGACAAAAGCUCUUGGACAUGAGUUAGUGCCUACAAUUACCUGCACUUCAUCUAAUGUAGUGCAAACUAUCCUUCAGGCCUUUGCACAGAUGCCCAAUUUGAAUAUCUGGUAUGGUCCAGAUUCUUAUAUGGGUUCAAACAUUACAGAAUUGUUCAACCAGAUGGUUGGCAUGACCGAUGAGGAGAUUGCUGAGAUACACCCAGAACAUAGUAGGAACACAAUCAAAUCUUUAUUACGUCAGCUACAUUAUUAUCAGGAUGGGAAAUGUAUUGUCCAUGACUUGUUUGGUCAUGAAGUUGUGAAGAAAUUAAAUGAGCUAUACUGUGAUGCAUUCCUGACAGCUCAUUUGGAAGUGCCUGGAGAAAUGUUCUCCCUUGCCAUGGAAGCAAAAAGAAGGGGAAUGGGAGUUGUGGGAUCUACCCAGAAUAUUUUAGAUUUCAUCACACGAAGGGUACAAGAUGCUUUGGACAGUGAUCUUGACAAUCAUCUUCAGUUUGUUUUAGGAACGGAAUCGGGAAUGAUAACAGCCAUUGUUGCUGCAGUACGUAAAUUACUUAAUUCUAGGAAAUCUUCUUCAGGAAGCUCAAAAAUCACUGUAGAGAUUGUGUUCCCAGUCUCGCCUGAUUCAAUGACCAGAACGUCAUCAAAUGGUUGCCAUGGACUAAGUUCAGUUUCAGCAGAUGAUCUUGCAAAGCUUACAUUUAUUCCUGGAGUGGCAGCUGGCGAGGGAUGUUCUUUCCAUGGUGGCUGUGCUUCCUGUCCGUAUAUGAAGAUGAACUCUCUUGAAGCUCUGCUGCAGGUUUGCCACCAACUUCCUGAAAGAAAUUAUAGUCUUUUGGCUUAUCGAACAAGAAGAAUCAAUUCUACUACUCCACUUGGACGAUCCAUUGCCAAGGUUGGAUGCGAACCAAUCUUGCAUAUGAGGCAUUUUCAGGCCACGGGAAGAUUGUCUGAGAAGCUUGUUUGUCAGAUUCUUGGUCAGUCUAUUGAGGAGGCCGUAGCUUCGUGAUAGUUACUUCUGCAGAAGAUAACAUUUCAAUCACUGACUUGGCCAAUACACACCCCACGGAAGACAGCACAAAUUUAAAGAGGUUGAUUUCGUGAGAUAUUUGCCAAAUCAAUUAUUAUUGUUCCUUCCAUUGUUGCAGAAGCUUGCCUUUCAUUUUUUGUCAUUGAACCGUUUUCCAUAUUUCUUAGUUUGAGUGUUGGUCUGUUUAAUCAUAAGAUUUGACUAGUGUCAAAAUUGUUUCAUCGAAGAUAGGAAAAGGUAGAAAGGUUUAUAUACAUGUAAAAUAAUGAUGUCAAAAUUGCUUCAUCAAAUAUAGGAAGGCAUAUAAAGGUUUAUAUAUAUAUAUGCAUGUAAAAUAUUGGAUGUGAGGCCUAUUGUAAGAUUAAUAAACUUGCGGACCACAUCCAUUACGGAGCUUUGCCUGCUGUC